Brienomyrus brachyistius is the source of this 1638-nucleotide messenger RNA. It is a transcript of the gene psmd14, whose product is annotated as proteasome 26S subunit, non-ATPase 14. Gene Ontology annotation, biological process: protein deubiquitination; proteasome-mediated ubiquitin-dependent protein catabolic process. The record is from RefSeq and is a predicted model, not a curated record. Gene Ontology annotation, cellular component: proteasome regulatory particle, lid subcomplex. The transcript is spliced from 11 exons. The coding region runs from base 18 to 950 and encodes 310 amino acids. Gene Ontology annotation, molecular function: metallopeptidase activity; protein binding; proteasome binding. NCBI's taxonomy places the organism in Eukaryota, Metazoa, Chordata, Actinopteri, Osteoglossiformes, Mormyridae.
GGGGUUAAUACAGAAUCAUGGACCGGCUGCUCAGACUCGGGGGCGGGAUGCCCGGCCUGGGACAGGGCCCCCCAACGGAUGCCCCCGCAGUGGACACGGCCGAGCAGGUGUACAUCUCCUCUCUGGCCCUGCUCAAGAUGCUGAAACACGGUCGGGCCGGCGUGCCGAUGGAGGUCAUGGGCCUGAUGCUGGGCGAGUUCGUGGACGACUACACCGUGCGGGUGAUCGACGUGUUCGCCAUGCCGCAGUCUGGAACGGGCGUGAGUGUGGAAGCGGUGGACCCCGUCUUUCAGGCUAAGAUGUUGGACAUGCUCAAGCAGACAGGCCGGCCUGAGAUGGUGGUGGGCUGGUACCACAGCCAUCCUGGUUUUGGCUGCUGGCUCUCAGGAGUGGACAUCAACACCCAGCAGAGCUUCGAGGCCCUGUCGGAGCGUGCCGUUGCCGUGGUGGUUGAUCCCAUCCAGAGUGUCAAAGGAAAGGUCGUCAUUGACGCCUUUAGACUUAUCAACGCCAACAUGAUGGUUCUGGGGCACGAGCCAAGGCAAACGACAUCCAACCUCGGGCAUCUGAACAAGCCGUCUAUCCAAGCUUUAAUCCACGGCCUGAACAGGCAUUACUACUCAAUCACCAUCAACUACAGGAAAAACGAGCUGGAGCAGAAGAUGCUGCUGAACCUACACAAGAAGAGCUGGAUGGAAGGUCUGACGCUGCAGGACUACAGCGAGCACUGCAAGCUUAACGAGACCAUCGUCAAGGAGAUGCUGGAGCUGGCCAAGAACUACAACAAGGCUGUAGAAGAAGAGGACAAGAUGACCCCAGAACAGCUCGCAAUUAAGAAUGUUGGAAAGCAGGACCCCAAACGCCACUUAGAGGAACACGUGGAUGUCCUGAUGACGUCGAAUAUCGUGCAGUGCCUAGCGGCCAUGUUGGAUACUGUGGUCUUUCAGUGAUGCCUGUCUGUACAUUAUAUUGUUUUUUUUUUUUUUUUUUGUGCUUUUCCUUUGGAAAUAAACAUUUAAAAAGUCUGAACUUGGACUGAGAUUGCUGGUUUCCUGCAUAUGUAAUUUCUACAUUAAAAUUGACCCUUUGCCCAGACCUGUCCUCCACGGUUCCGGAACUCGUGCUCAUCUACUCGUUUGUUUUCGGCGACCUGCUAACCCUGAUUGGAAUCUACGCCCUCAAGCCUGUUUCUGCGAUUUCUAAAUGUUUUUACUUUGGACCUGAAACUCCUAGUCAGGUGACUUUGCAAAUAAUGGCUUCAGUACGUAAGUGAGCUGCAUUAAUAGCUGCAUUAAUAGCAGCGUGCACGCUGUGUCCCGGGGUGUGGCAUACUGCUGCUGAACUGUGUGUCUGAAGGGCACAGGGACAGGCUGCUCAAAUAAUAAAAUACACAUGUAUCGUUUUAACUGAGUCCUGGUAUUUAUAGUGUUGUUGCUGUCACAUUCACAGCAGUAACAUGCAUGACAUUUAUGUCACGGCUUUUGAUGUGUUCUUAAAGGCCUUGUAAUAUGUCUGUUGUCUUGUCUUUUAGUUUAUGGUUGGGCCAAAGUAAUGCAAGAUUUCUCUCAGUUGUUUUUUUUUUAAAAAACGCCCUGUUCUCAAAUCGUUUUUGACCAAUAAAGAGGUUUUCAUUUUUAA